ACCGGCGCAUCUUAAUAUAGCCGCGUACAAUUAAUUUUCAUUCAUCCGCAAGCCGUCUCUGUGAACCGUGUGAGAAAUCUAUUAACUCCAGAAACAUUAUUGAGGGAUUACCAACAAAACUGAAUUCAAAAGAUCGACGAUAACCACGACGACGACGUACUACACUUCGAUUCUUCGACGACGACGAUCUACGUGCAAUAUAAAAUAUAAAAAAAGCUAAAAAAUAUCAUCUGCGACAUCCCACAUCUUCGAUUUUAAAUUUAAAUAAAAAGAAAAACGAAAACAAAAGUUGAAAAAUAAUGGGCGACAACCGUGGCACACGAGUAUACGUUGGUAACUUGUGCGAAAAAGUUAAGAAAGAAGAUUUAGAAGGCGAAUUCACCAAAUAUGGUAAAUUGAAUUCGGUGUGGGUAGCAUUCAAUCCGCCAGGGUUUGCUUUUGUCGAAUUUGAGAGUCGCGAUGAAGCUGAAAAAGCUUGCGACAUAUUGAAUGGCACUGAAGUGCUUGGAUCGAAACUUCGAGUCGAAAUAUCAAAGGGACGUCCAAAAGGUGGAAGAGGUGGUGGUGGUGAUCGAUUCGGCGGCGGACGCGGAAGAGGUGGUGGUGGUGGUAGACCAGGAGGAGAUUUUCGAAAUGGUAGCGGCGGACGUUCAGGUGGUGGUGGUUUUCGUUCUGGCGGCGGAGGUGGUGAUAGAUUUGGUGGCGGUGGAGGCGGCGGUGAUAGAUUUGGUGGCCGUGGAGGAGGUGGAGGAAGAGGAAGACCAUCUGGAGGCGAUUUCCGAAGUGGUGGCCGCUCGAAUGGAGGAAGUGGUGGAUAUGGUGGUGGCGGUCCACGCAGAGACAGCGGAGGACGAGAUUUUGCCAGUGGUAACGGUGGUUUCGGAGGUAGAAAUGGCGGCGGAGGUGGAGACAGAUUUAGAUCAAGAUCUCCAGUUGGGGGUCGUGGUAGAUUUUAAUUUGUAGCUGUAGUGAUUCCAUUGUAAUUUAUAAAUUGAUCCUAAACCAAGGCUAACAUUAACAAAGUGGCCAUUUUCAUUUCUGGAAUUGUCGUUUGCGUUUGGCCAAUGACAUUAUUAUGAAAAAACAAUUUUUUUUUAUUAUUUUCAUUUCACUCAAUCUCAAGAUCAUUUUUAUUUUACUUAUUAUACGAAAUGGUUUAACGUUUAAGUUUGACCACAAAAAUCACAUUUAAAAAUUAAAUUUAUUUUUAUUGUAAGCUUAAAAAGAAUCGACAACCACUUCAAGAUUAUGAUUUUUUUAAGACGUCAAUUUAAUCAUAAAAUUAAUGUUCGAUAACGUGUUUUAGUAUUUUGGAUAAUGUGUCGCAAAAAAAAAAAAAAUGUUUUUUUUAAUUUACCAAGAAAAGGAAAACAAUGAAUUUUUUUCUGUGUCGUUUUUUGUAGAAGCGAAACACUUAAUCGAUUAUAUAAAUUAGGCGGGCGACGACAAGUACAAUGUAAUACAAAAGCCCACAAUUUUGUUUGAGUGUCAAUAAAAUUGUGAAGAAAAAUUA
Messenger RNA from Bradysia coprophila, 1513 nucleotides. It is a transcript of the gene Rsf1, whose product is annotated as Repressor splicing factor 1. Gene Ontology annotation, molecular function: RNA binding. Lineage: Eukaryota; Metazoa; Arthropoda; Insecta; Diptera; Sciaridae. The record is from RefSeq and is a predicted model, not a curated record.